This is a messenger RNA of Rhipicephalus sanguineus (brown dog tick), 1561 nucleotides long. RefSeq lists its product as uncharacterized. Lineage: Eukaryota; Metazoa; Arthropoda; Arachnida; Ixodida; Ixodidae. The transcript has 2 exons. The coding region runs from base 478 to 1314 and encodes 278 amino acids. The record is from RefSeq and is a predicted model, not a curated record.
UGCGCACUCCGUGCUCCACUUACGUUAGAGCUCCUCGUCGCCUCUGUACUGCUCCGGAUUUGCAUAAACUUCAUUUCGAUGCUGCCCUCGCUACCUGCUUUGUUGAUAGAAAAGAUUGUACAGUGCCCGUAGGCACUGCACUGGCCACAUAGUCAGUGCUUACUGUGGCCGCUGACGUGGGUGUGUUAAACAGGGACGGAAUUCCUGUUUCAACGAUAAGUCUUUUGUAUUGGUGGAUCCUGUGUGCUCCAAGCCACUGUGCUGUAAUUUUCAUUGAUUGCUGCGGAAGGACAGUGUGAAUGUUUCGGAUGUGAAUUGCGCUCGGCUUCACUUUUUCAUCGGACAAGGGGUGAAAGGAAAACUGGCAAUCUUUAAGCUCAUGACAUCCAGUCCUGUCAGAACAAGCACACUGCCGACCCUAGUGUACGUGCAGUGACUUGUGCAAGGAUACAUGUAACAGUGCUUGCCGUAAACUUCAUGGAAUCGGCCGGCUUCGACGAGUCUUUCAUGACGCCAUACCUCGAUACAGGCUCGGUGAAUGCCGAAGAAUACGAGGCCCUAUACCUACAGUCAGUAUACCGCUUGGACACCCUGGACCGUGCCUGCAACGAAAUGCGCUUUCUGCUUCGUGACAUGGAAAUGACAGAGCAACGACUACGCGAGCUGUACCACAAGCAUUCCAACCUCACCAAGCAGAUAAACAGUGCCCAGAUUGAUCUCGAUAAAGUCGACGAGAGGCAGCGAAAGUGCAACGUAGUUGUGUUCGGUCUUCCGGAGUCCGAACAGGAUCCACAGUGGUGUGGUGAGCUUGUGCUUAAGCUCGUCAACAACCUCCUAAACUUCCCUCUUACUUUGGAUCAGAUCGUGAGCGCGUAUAGACUAAAAUCUGCUUCGAACCCCAGGCCUAUUUUGGUAAAGCUCAGUGGAGAGCCGAAGAAGUGGGAAGUGCUCAAUGCCAGUGGCAAGCUUAAGGGAACGGGCAUCGGGAUACGCGAGGACUUUUCCUAUACUGUACGUCAGCAACGCCGACUGCUCGUCAAGAAAAUGCACGAGGAGCGGCGCGCCGGCCGCAGGGCAUGCCUGGAUAGUGACACUCUGAAAGUAGAGGGCCGCGUGUAUGUGUGCGACAAGUACUGCGAGAACGUGGUUGAGGUGUCUGAUAAUGGCGUGCGAGUUGAGGGCGUUUGCGGGACCAAGGGAGGCUUAGCUUCUGCGCUGAAGCUAGACGCUCAGUGCCUUAGUAGCAGCUGGCUGGAGAAACACUCUGAGAUCAUAUCGGAGAAGAUAAAGAUUCUAAGUGGUAACUGUAGUUGAGCUCAAAGUGCUGAUUUUUCACCCUUGAAGGAUAUUUGUGGUAGUUUAUUGAUGAUAGUUACUGAUGAUCAUGUCACCGGUAGUGACUGCUGUAGUUAAACAUAAUCUCCACAAGAGUAUUCGAGGUCAUUUGGUUAUUGAAAAUUUUCGAGCUGCUUUUUCGCACAUCCUUGUCUUGUUCCAAAUUCGACAUAUUGACAUAAUAAACUUGAAAGAACGUAAGAAUGAGUUUGUUGGUGGUGAUACA